AUGGACUGCACCUUUGCGGACCAGACGCGGCUGCUGGUGCUGUCCCUGGAACGUGAAGGCGCCAAAGUGCUGCUCUCUUCGUUGCGCUCCAAGACGGUGCGCCGUCUCCUGGACGCCCACGGCAUUUGCAACGGAAGUUCCCGCAAGGUCUUCAAUACCUUGGACCAGGCAAUCCAGCAUUGCGAAGAUCUGAUCUUGGCUGAGGCUGGAAAGCUUCGCAAGCCACACUCCGGUGGUGAAUGGCCUUUGCAGGAUUUGCUCCUGGAGUACGUGGAAGGCUUCAUCCCUGAUGGGGCAAAGGCACGCGAGGCCGCCGCCACCGCCGCAAAGCACUUCGAGCGCAUCCAGCUGAAGCAGUCCCAGCUGCUGUUCCGCUCGGAGGACCCGGCGGACGCCAUCUUCGUGGUGGCCCAGGGCGUGGUGGGCGCGGCCUACAGCACCACCUUCUUGGGGAACUUGGAGAUGCUGCCGUCGCCCCCGAGCUCCGCCAUUUGCCGCCAAGAGACGCCGCAGCUUGAGCUCGACUUUCCCUUCGUGGAGGAAGUGCAAGCAGACGGCCGCGACUUCGAAGAGCACGGCGUGGGCGCCAUCCUCAACGACGCGGCCUUCUACGCCCGCCGGAAGUGCGGGGCCGACGCCGUGGCAAAGACGGACUGCGUGGUGUUCCGCCUGCCGCGGAAAGCCUUGGCGCGUAUGGAAGAGGAGGAGCCCGGUGCGGCGGUGCUGCUGCAGAAGGUCCUCCUACGAGACUUGUCACAGCUGAUGGCUCAAUUCUUAUGCCCGCUGCAAGCGGUUGCUGGUCUUAGCUGA
Effrenium voratum is the source of this 810-nucleotide messenger RNA. NCBI's taxonomy places the organism in Eukaryota, Dinophyceae, Suessiales, Symbiodiniaceae. The record is from the annotation of a GenBank genome assembly.